CAUCCUUUAAGCGGCAAGUGGCUUUGAUUCAUACUGUGCCUGUUGGCAAGGCUGAGAGCAAAGGUAAGUGAAUCCAUAAAUUAUAUAACAUUGCGAGAAUACAGAUAACAGGAAGUCUUGUAAUUAUCUUCAUACAAAGGUGGAAUGAACAAGAGCCAUCGCCUGCCACCUGUAAUAUGGAAGCCGAGGCCCCAUCGACGAAAUGGAAGGCUCUACUGGAGCUCCUAUAGGAACAUCAAACACGUCUCUGGCACCUGCGGAAUCUACUGCUGUGCCAGAGCCUGGCGAGUCGUUUCGAGAGUAUAGGAUCACGCAUUCUUCGAAGCACCGUGACUAUCUCCUUCAUAUGUCAACACCCACAUCUAAGUCAGAAAUCACGCACUAUGUUGGGAAAGUCUUGAGAAUCUUUCCGUCUCUUCCAAUACUUAUCGCCUGAAAGUUAAACUCGGAGACAGCUCAAGAACAGUUCUCUGAAAAAGUACUCCCAGCCCCGAUGGGUCCUCGGAGGCGUCGAUAUUCUCCAAAUGCUACACCUGAAGCUUCUCGAUGAGGCCACAGGCAAGUUGAUAUUGGCAGGCGAGGCUGAAGUCUCUGGUUCGGUGAGGCUAUAAUAGUAGCGCACGGACCAAGGGGACCACUGGGAUAACAACAACAUAACAGCUUGGUAGAUUAUAGCAUCUAUCCGCCUUACCUUGUUCCCAAACUACCUUGAACUCGCCCACAUGGUUCAUACGUGAAAAGAACUCGAAAUGCGCGGCCAAUGCUACACUGAAAUUUCCUCAUAACCUAGACCAGCAAUUCGUGAAACCCCCACCACGGCCCAACAACUACUCGCUACCCCCCCGACGUCCAAGCCAUGGCCUCUUCCACCCCCGACCUAAGCACGGCCACGGCCGCCGAAGUCUUCAAGCAGCCCCUCCCCACAGUCCGCCUGCUGCACCGCCAACUCCACACAUCCCUCGAUGAGAAGAAUGCGCGCCUGCGCACGCUUGUGGGCGGCUCGUACCGACAGCUGCUGGGCACGGCUGAGAUGAUUGUGGAUAUGCGGCGCGACAUUGAGGUUGUGGAGGCGAAACUUGGUGGCGUGGCGGAUGGAUGCGGGGUGGCUGUUGUUGGGCACAGGGUCGCUGCGCUGGGGAAGCUGGGGGCAAGGGCGGGACACGGUGAUGCGGAGAGGAGGCUAGGAAGGGCGGCGAGGGUUAAGGUUCUUGGAGGCUGUGUGAUUGCCAUUGGACGAUUGCUAAGAGGGAGGGAAGGGGAAGUGAGGAAAGGAAGGCGAUUGGUGACGACGGCGAAGACGUUAGUGCUUUCAAGACUGUUAGUUAAGAGCUUGGGUGAUGACGGGGAGGACGAGGACGAGGACGAGGACGAGGACGAGGAAGCGGUGAUUGCGGAGUUAAAGAGGAAACUCGGGUCUCUGCGACGACGUCUACUGAGAACCGUGGAAAGGGCAAUGGAGAACCUGGAUGGGGAUAGAGAAGAGCUGGUGAAUGCGCUGUGUGCGUACAGUCUGGCUACAAGCUCGGGCGCGAGGGAUGUGCUGAGGCAAUUCCUGCAUGUGAGGGGUGCCGCAAUGUCGACCGCUCUUGACAUCCAGGAAGAGGGAGAUCUGGGCGAGGGAGGAAUGCAAAAGCAUAUUAUACACGCGCUGGGAUUAUUGGCCAAGACUUUGGUUGAUGUGCAGGCAUUGGUGCCGAGGCGGUUAGCUGAUGCGCUUUUAAACUUGAAAGGAGAUCAUUUACUGAAAGAUGAAGGUGUCAGGGAGCUAGAAGGCCUGAGACUAGAUAUAUGCGAGAGGUGGUUUGGAGACGAAAUCACAUACUUCACGCCGUAUAUCCGGCAUGACGAUCUGGAUGGCCCGCAAUCAGUCGCAACACUAAAGGGAUGGGCAAAGAAGGCCUCUGAAGUAUUCCUGGAGGGCUUCGAGAAACUUUUAGAGGCAGUCCAGAACUUCAGCGCUGUGGCCGAAUUAAGGACCAAGGCUUUCGAAGAGUGGGUUGCUGAAGGAGGGAAGGCCAGGGGAUUUGAUUCGUCCGUGAUGCUUGAUGGGUUACGAAAGGUUGUUAAUGAGCGAAUGGUUGGAAUACUGGAAGCCAGAGUUGACAGGUUGCAUCUCGUCAACACGGAGGUCGAGGCAGCUUUGGGAGUCAUUGCAUCUGGAGGCGUCGAGCGGCAAGGAGGCUUAUGGGAUGCUAAACUGCUGGAGAUGGGGCUUGGCAACGGCGCCGUGGCGUUCAAGCAAGCAAUUGUGAACAAUGUCCAUGGAAGGGAUAACGCAGUCUCAAGAGUCAUCAAGUCGUACGAAGAAUGGAAACGCCUGGUAGAUGAGGUAGCGACGGCAAUCGACCAACUUAAGAAACAGAAAUGGAACGACGACCUGGACAGCCUAGAGGAUGAAGAUGUGCUCGAAGAGAGGCAAAGAUCACUGAGCCAAGAAGACCCAGAACAGCUCCAAUCACGCCUGAAGGCGAACUUGGAGCAAGCUUUCAGCACCUUCCACACCAAGCUGGAAGCCUCAUUCAGCACCUACGAAAAGAGCGAGCACGUAGGUGAUACCACGAUAUUCAUCCUCCGCGUUCUUCGAGGCCUACGAGCUGAGCUGCCCGAACAAACGGAUCUCUCUUCCUUCGGGGUUUCGCUCGUGCCGAAGAUGCACCAGGCUCUUGCCACAAAGAUCUCGUCCGAGACGGUGCCAGCAUACCGGGCUGCUUUGAGAGCGAGAAAGCGCGUCGUGGGACGCGCGCUGUGGGAGGGGGAGCCUGAAUUGCCGAUUUACCCCUCGCCGUGGACUUUUAAGUUCCUGCAUGCGGUAACAGCGGCUAUGGCGGGUGUUGGACGGGACUUAUGGAGUCGGGCGGCUGUGGACGUGUUGAAGGGGUGUAUGGGUGAUGAGCUGGGGAGUAAUAUGGCCGCAGAUGUGAAGUCUGCGGAGAAGGAGGCGCCGAAGACCAAUGGCGAUGGAGAUAAUGCUGAUGACGAAACUACGGUUGAGAAGGCAGAGUCCGAGGAUAAAGCUGUGGAUAGUACUGCUGGGGAUGCUGUCGAUCCUGUGGUCGUUGCUAAAGAUAUUCUCGUGCAGACUUUAUUCGACACCGUCGUUCUCCGGCUCUGUCUGUCGGUGUCCGGCACGCCCGAGUCCAAGGACAAAUUGGUCGACCUCGAGAAGUCUUUGACAAAACAAGUGGAUUUGACGCCUUCAUCAAACGAGAGGCUCACCAAGUCGGCCCAGGAAUAUUGGAAGAGGACGAGCUUGUUACUUGGGCCUCUAGCGUAG
Pseudogymnoascus destructans is the source of this 3274-nucleotide messenger RNA. RefSeq lists its product as uncharacterized. NCBI's taxonomy places the organism in Eukaryota, Fungi, Ascomycota, Leotiomycetes, Thelebolales, Thelebolaceae. The record is from RefSeq and is a predicted model, not a curated record. The transcript has a single exon. The coding region runs from base 857 to 3274 and encodes 805 amino acids. Gene Ontology annotation, biological process: intra-Golgi vesicle-mediated transport. Gene Ontology annotation, cellular component: COG complex; Golgi apparatus.